UUGAGGACCAUCAUACAGGAUGCUGAAACAAAGUUUCAAAACGCCUUUGGACAUCUACCCACGAUUCGGGUAUUUUGCCCCGGCCGAGUGAACCUUAUAGGUGAACAUAUCGAUUAUCACGGUUAUGGCGUUUUACCGAUGGCUAUUGAUGUUGGCACAGAAAUAUUGGCAGCUCCAAAUGGUAGGCAGGAAAUUCGACUCGUCAAUGUCGAUGAGCAGUACCCGCAAUCUUCGAUCACUCUGCCAUUCGGAAUGGAAAGGCGCUUCGCCCUUUGUGGCUGGAAAGGGAUUAUGAACAAACUUGGUGUAGAUCAAAUCGGAUUCGACAUGCUUGUUGGAGGUUCGAUUCCUCCUUCAUCUGGACUAUCGAGUAGCUCGUCACUUGUUUGUGCUGCUGCCCUAGUAACUUGGAUGAUUCAUACAGGAAAAAUUUUCGAAGAGGUUACGCGGGAAGAGCUCGCUGAUCUAUGUGCCAAUGCGGAACGCUACAUUGGAACUCAAGGAGGAGGAAUGGAUCAAGCUGUGGAAGUUCUGGCUGUAGAAGGGAGCGCUCUGAAAAUCGACUUUACCCCUCUCCAGUCACGGAAAGUUACAUUGCCUUCUCUUGCUUCAUUUACAGUUCUUCAUUGCGGCGAUACACUGAACAAGGCUGCCACUUCGCAAUACAACGAACGGGUUGUGGAGGGGAGACUGGCUGGAAAACUUCUUUUGCGAAGUGCCGGAGAUGUGUCAGUUGAAUCGUGGCGUUUGAAGGAUGUUCAGGUUAGUAAUUAA
Messenger RNA from Cooperia oncophora, 774 nucleotides. NCBI's taxonomy places the organism in Eukaryota, Metazoa, Nematoda, Chromadorea, Rhabditida, Trichostrongylidae. The record is from the annotation of a GenBank genome assembly.